AUGGCGGCGGAUAGAAAAGGGCCUGCGCCUGAGUGAGUGACUGGAUAUCGGUCUGCGACGCGCAACGGUCCCGGUGUGUGCUCCUUCCGUGCGCGUUCUGCUGGACGCUGUUCGAGCACGCUCGAGCACGCAAUGUCGUUCACGCCGUCGUCUGCAGCGAUAGCGUUCGGAGACGCAUAGCACUUUCGGUGUCGUCUGCAACUUCCUUCUGCCGAAGCACUUCGCCAUCUGCUGCUGCUGCUGUGGCGCUAGAAUUCUCGCAUUUCGUGCACGUGUGAAGCGUGAACUUGCUAAAACUCCACUGGUUUCCUGUGGCGUCACUUUGUAUCCACGUGCAUCGGCCGGGAUCACUUUUGGGCAGGACUUCGCCAAACUGUCGCUGCAAUUGAACACCUAACUCUCCGCGGGGACACCUCUGAAAAAGUGUCCGGCUAGUCGUCUAGUCCGGCAGGUGCCGACCUCGUCGUCGUCCUCGUCACUGGUAGCCAGGCUCACCAGCGGCCGGGAAUCGCCAUGCCGAGCACGGGCCAGGUACCGUCGCUGUCGGCGCUCCAGCCCCCGCACGAAGACGCGCACAACAACCACCACCACCACCCGGCCAAGGACCAGUACCGGGUGGUGGUACUGGGAGCCGCACGAGUGGGCAAGACGGCCAUCGUGCACCAGUUCCUGUACGACGAGUUCCCCGUCGACUACUUCGCCACCGUCGAAGAGUUCCACACGGGAGAAUACGAGCUGAACGGUGCCUCGCUCACGCUAGACAUCGUGGAUACGAGUGGCAGUUACCCGUUCCCUGCCAUGAGGCGGCUGGCCAUAACCACGGCCGACGCAUUUGUGCUCGUCUACGCCAUCGACGACCCGGAGUCGUUCGAAGAGGCGCGCCGCAUCCACGACCAGAUCGUCGAGCUGCGGUCUGCCAAGGCCCCCGUGGUCGUGGUUGGCAAUAAGUGUGACCUGCCUGCUGCGAUGCGCCGCGUCAGGCGAGAGGUGGCCGAGACCAUCAUCUCCAUCGACUGGGAGCACGGGUUCAUCGAGUCCUCUGCCAAGGAGAACAUCAACGUGUUGGGAAUCUUCAAGGAACUCCUGGUCCAGGCCAAGAUCCCGUACGACCUGAACCCGGCCGCCGUGAACAAGAGGCGUCGCUCGCUACCCGUCUACCCGACCAGUCCGACCAUCAAGGACAAGACGCUGCUCAAGAGGAACAGCUGUGCGGUGUCAUAGCUACGUGGAGGUCGUCGCUAGUGGUCCUUUGCGUGAACUAAAGUUCAGGACUUGCGGUUGUCUGCAGUGCCAGUGACUGCGAUGUUUCGCUGCCAGCUCAGUUCUUCAAAACUACAUAAAUUCGCAAUGAAACGAACACCUGCAUUUGUGUGGUUAGCGCCGGAGUGCUUUGCCCAGGACAAACACCGAUGGACUACUGUCCGGCUUCAGGAGACUCCUAGCUCGCUAAAAACGAGGUCAUAGCAAAACCUUGAACUCAGGAGACCGUAGGUCGCACAAGAGGUAGGAACUGUUGCGCCCCCUGCAAUACAAUAGUCUACCAAAGACGGUCAGAGCAAGCAUUCAGCUUGUACCGGCGUCGUCGGUUCGAAUCCGCAGCCUAUGGAAAGCCAGAGGGAAAAAGAAGGCUCAAUUCAUGAAGAAUGGCGGCUGUGCAUCGCCAAGAUGGCUGGUCUCUGCAGUCGAUUAGGGCGCUAAAGUUCUAUAUGCGGCACUUUUCGGCCCAGUGAUCUGGAGCAGGCUGGGAUCCUUAACUCAUGUUUCCCGAUGACAUGACUAACAUAAACUAUGGGGUGGUUAGAGUAACUCGCCGCCCAAGUCUACGCCUUUUACCAGGUCUGACCACGGUAAUUGUUUGAGCGUGGCGGAUGACAAGGUAAUCGCAUGCAUCUACUUUGUUCCGAGCAAUCACACUGUGAUGGACUUUCACUCGAGAAAGUCGACGUUACAAGUUUCUUGUGAUCGCAACGUACGAAGCUCAGCGUAAACGAAGAGCAAGCACCCUACCACCAGCAUGGUAUAACAGAUCGCGCGAUGACUGCGACGCAACCCUGACGUGGGAUCCAGCAGUGACUUUUCACGAACACUGACACGUCCUGUUUGCCCUAGUGCCCUCUCGUGUCCGGAACAUUCUAAACCAGAGGACCCUCGCACUGCGCUUGUGCUCAAGAUUAUGAACUGUCCAAUUUGGAACGAGAACAGACUUGAGACCACUGUCUAGUCAGCUUCUGUUCCUUAGGGCUGUUGCACCUUGUCGAAAUGAAUUUCAGCAUUUCUGACGUUGCUUACUCUGUCCGAACACUUGAAUUUCCACUUAGACGUCGUCUGACGCAGGCAUAACAAAAUUUACCAGUGCGCGUAAGGAAUGAAAAGCCGUAUUCCUAAUGGAUGUCCGAUGACGCAGCACGGACCAAUCUUGAGAUUCGUCUCGACGCCGGAGCUAGUUACCCAUGAUAUGUCGAAGGCGAGAUAGAGCGGUAGUAAAUGUAGACGAUGAGAGGCCAAUCAGAGGUGGCAGUUUUAAUGCAGAACCAUUCUACCGGUUUAACGUAUGACUCAUUUGAGCACACAGGCUGGACGAAUCUCAUCAGCCAGGAAAGCUGUGUUUGGAGCAUUGGCUUUAGUACGAACAUUCAAGUGCUCGUGUUAGCUUAGGAAUUUGGUACGAACGUAUGUCCGAAAAGACAACUAAAUGCAAUUAUCCGCGAAAGAUUUCUCUUCACAUGUGUAUGUAGCUUAGUGCUGAACAUGGCUUAGCCUCAUUUUCGCAAUGUUUUGUUUUCGUUCGCCAAUACUUCUGCGCUUGUCGAAGUUAUUUACACCCUUUAUUUAAUGCCAGCAACGCGAUCUCCCCCCUAACAAGCAUACCAUUUAUCGUACUUAUCCUCAUAUAGAGGUAGAAUGAAAGGUAUUACGUACUUUUCUAAAUGAAUCUGACGUUACAUUCUUCAGGGCUUAGCAGAACUGGUGCCCGCAGUCACAUUUCCUAGGGUCAUACAUUGAGGAAGCUCCUAGCCUAGCCGUAUAACCGUUCCAUUUGUGCAAUAUAUGCAUGACCAAUACUCGAAGAACUAACCUUACCAAAUAACUAACGUUGGCAUUUUUCUACCACGCCCAUUAAGCGCAGUCUUCUGCUCGUGUAUAAUCACCCGCUUCGCUUUUGUUUCCGAAUGAUUUCUUGUCCGCAUGUGCAAGCAACGUAAAGAAGUUACGACCACGAGCUUUUGUCCAUGGAAGCCCUAGAAAGCGCCAGCACCUAAUUCUUCACCCAUACAGCCUCCAUGAAACUAUACUUAUCAAUGACGAUUCAUCUUAUGAAUUUUGAGACAAAGCCAUUGCAGUCAUGGGCUUUUUAAAUACUUUUCAUUCUGAGUGAAAUCAGGGUAAUUAAAACCUCAGCUACGCACCCUCCAACUCAUCGUACCACAUUUGUCGUAGUUAAGAAGAAUGACGGGAAGGAAAACACCAGUUGCGCCGAGGAAUUAGGGACUCUCGUCCAGUCGGUAUCUCAAAACUUGGCUAUUCCACUGCCGAUGGCUGACAUCCAACACUGUUUGUUCGUUGGACACCUGGGAAUAAGUGCUGCUUCAUUGGCGGAUGUGUACAAUGCCAGCUUGAGAAGCCUUUUGCAGGAGUUGCUGCACAUACUGAUGCCAAACGAAACCGACAACGCUUUCACAACGUGCCUACGCGAAGUGCUUUGUCUCUCUUUUUAUUUUUAUUUCUCUGACCUCAUUGCUUUGCCCAGUCGCACUUAAACCCGAACCACAGCUCGUGUUCUAAAUAUAGAAGGAAGGUGAAUAAUUGAUCGAUUGAUUGAAUGCUUGGGUUUUUCAUACCAAAGCAACACUGAUGUCGUCACUGGUGUCACCGGCAAGGUCUCUGGAAAAAGUUUUGACCACCUGCCACUCGCAGACGAGCAUGUGAACCUACGUAUUCGAGAUUUGAUUUGCAUUCAUCCUCAAAUGAAAUCCGGGCUCCGCCACCUGGACACGAAUUAGUGACUUCGUGCACAGCUGGAAAACGUGAUAGCUACUUGGACACCACGAGGUGGACUAUCAUGGUGGUGUCCAAUCCCUGGAACUAACUGGAAUCUUAAGUUUCCAAAUCGAGUUCGAAAGAUGAUUCGGUUCCUAAAUCGAUAAAACAUUUCUUGGUGUCAUAAAAGUCUGUACGAGUAUAUUCGCAGUAUGAAUACAAAGCAUGACAAACUCGUCAAUAGUCACUACCCGGCUAAGGCCUUGAAAAAAAAAAAGAUCGCAGUAUCAAUAAAUCAAAACAAAAAUACAAUGGGAAGGUAAGCAAUCAGAAUCGCACUGGCAUUAUAAAAGAAGAGAGUGAAGACAGGGAUGUUAACGCGAAAAGCGUUUGGUUUGCUGCUGGAAGGGUAAAGGGGUGUAGAAAGAAGCAUUUAGGAAGAAAGUACUCGCCAACAGCCCUGAGACGGAAUCAUUCGGGCACCGAGAAAUUGUGAGGUCACCUAAACGUUGUUCUGAUAAAAGAUUUAUAUCUUACAUGUUCUACCGCAGCUCACAAGGCGAGUGAAAUGCAUUGAAGGUGGUACAACAACAAACAAGGACACUUUUCCCUAAACUAUUUUGAUGAGAAUGUGAUGAGGUUCGAGCUUUAGGUGUGACAGAGGCUCCCACCCAGCUAAGUAUUAUCCGUAUGCAGUCUUCGGAAUUGUGGCGUAAAUCAGUGAUGUGAUGUUUGUGCCAAUAGUGAUGUAUACGAACUCUUUGACAAAACUCCCGAUGCAACUCCUGUGUUUUUGACAGUGAAAUGAUCGCCAUGUAUCGAGCUUUGAAUGUGAUUUUCUGGCAUUUUCUUUUCUGUCUGUAAAUGUUUGACGUUGUGUCGUUAAGCGUCAUUUCUUCUGAAAAUCUACCGUUUCCGUAUAUCUUAUCUGUAGGCUGUGAACGUGCACGUGAAGCUCUUUAGCCACACCAGUUGCAAAAAUUUCAAUAGCACAGUGAGCGUGCUCCUAACCAAUUUUACGCUUUGAGCCAAAAUACAUGCGAACGAUGUUAACGAGGAACCGGUAGAACGAGUGCCGAACGGAAGUAAUGGCAUACUUCAUUUUUCUGUUCGUUUGAACAGAUGAGGUGGCAAGCAAUGCAGAUGAUUUUUAGGCCGAUCAACAUGUAUGACUCAUCCAACCGAGAAAUUGGUAGAAAAUUUUGCAAUUGGUGAGCUUGAAGAGCACUAUUCGUGAUUUCUUGUCUAUCAGGAUUGGUUGUUAUCGAAGUACGAUGACCUGUGUUCCUUCGUGCUGUAAAUUGCGAAGUUUUCAUAAGACUUCGACGAAAUUUUGACCCCGCAUGGCACCAAAUACGAUUGCGAAGCUUCGUCUGUUGGUUAAAGUAUCUUGGCACAUACGCGUAGCUGCGGCUUAAUCACAUGAUGGAAAACGUUUUCCAAGUAAUAGAGAGGUGUUAGUAGAUGGAGGCUCAUGUGACAAUCUCAAAGCUUGAUCAUGAAUACAAAAGGAGGAGAAACGUCUAAUGGGAAAGAUACAUCGAUGACAUGUGAGGCUGAAUAGCCAAGGGCUGACGAAUAGCGCCCUGGAAAGCGUGACGUAAGAAUCCUGAAGCGUAGUAAUCAAAAUAAAAUAAAAUUUAAGAGCAAA
Molecule: messenger RNA, 5629 nt
Organism: Dermacentor silvarum
Lineage: Eukaryota; Metazoa; Arthropoda; Arachnida; Ixodida; Ixodidae
Product: GTP-binding protein Rhes
Exons: 3
Coding region: 514-1221 (235 amino acids)
Molecular function (GO): GTPase activity; GTP binding
Source: RefSeq, a predicted model, not a curated record